Messenger RNA from Didymosphaeria variabile, 708 nucleotides. RefSeq lists its product as uncharacterized. The transcript is spliced from 2 exons. NCBI's taxonomy places the organism in Eukaryota, Fungi, Ascomycota, Dothideomycetes, Pleosporales, Didymosphaeriaceae. The coding region runs from base 1 to 708 and encodes 235 amino acids. The record is from RefSeq and is a predicted model, not a curated record.
AUGAAGGUCUUCGCAUUAUCGGCAAUCCUUGCUGCCUCUGCGCCCCUUGCUCAGGCGCACUACAUCUUCAAUCGAUUGAUUGUCAAUGGCGCCUCCAUCGGCGGAGAGUAUGCGUACACGCGAAAGAACUCCAACUCUUACAAUCCCGCCUUUACAAGCGAGCUUAUGAACUCCAACGACCUUCGAUGCAACAAAGGUGCGAAGGCAGGAUCGACCGCAACGUACACUGUCAAAGCCGGAGAUAAGCUCGGCUUCAAGCUCUUCAACAACGAGUUCAUCGAGCACCCUGGCCCCGGGUUCGUCUACAUUUCGAAGGCACCCGAGUCUGGUGUCAAGGACUAUGACGGCAGUGGCGACUGGGUGAAGGUCUACGAGACCGCUCUGUGCGGCAGCAACCCCGGAACGGACAACAACUGGUGCUCAUGGCAGAAGGACCGGUUGGAAUGGACGAUUCAGAAGAACAUUCCUCCAGGCGAGUACCUUGUUCGCGUGGAGCACAUUGGUCUUCACCAAGCACAUGAGGGCAAGGCUCAGUUCUACAUCGAGUGCUAUCAGCUCAAGAUUGAAGGUUCCGGAGGAGGCAAUCCUGGACCCUUGAACAAGAUUCCUGGCAUUUACAAGGCGAACGACCCGGGAAUUGCCUUCAACAAGUGGAACAACCCCAAGUCUUACGUCGUGCCAGGCCCCAAGGUGUGGGAUGGAAAUUAA